Molecule: messenger RNA, 997 nt
Organism: Salvelinus namaycush (lake trout)
Lineage: Eukaryota; Metazoa; Chordata; Actinopteri; Salmoniformes; Salmonidae
Product: tetratricopeptide repeat protein 23-like
Exons: 4
Coding region: 464-970 (168 amino acids)
Source: RefSeq, a predicted model, not a curated record
AUCCUGCCACCUCAUCAGCUGUUGUCAGACACACCUGGGUCUGAGAAGUAGGCCUUAUAUCACAUAUUUUUAUUAAUUCGAGCUCAAAACAAAGCCUGGUUUAACAUAAAACAAUAUGUCUGCACAAAUAUUUGCACGUGUAUAAAGUUGGUCUGGUGCUGUAGAACAUUGUCGGUCACGUGACAUUUUAUCAGGAAGUUACAUUUAGCGCUUUUUGAUUUUUAAGUUUUAUAUUAGUGGAUGCUUGCUUGUAUGAACACCCCGAGUUAACUGUUUGUGGUUGUAUGAUGAAUACAUGAUGAUGAAUACAACCAACAAAAUAAAAAAUGUAAUGUCGCGCAUUGAUUUAUGAUGAACCUUUGCUGAUUAUGACUCAUACUGCCGUAUCCACGACAACGGAUGUAAAAAAGAAACAAACAUGGCAUGAAAUUAUUCUGCAAAGGGUUUCUUUUUUUACAUAAAAAUGAAUGAUAAUUUUACAAUGACAAACACACGCUCCAAACCAGGACUUGGAUUAGUUGAAGGUGGAGAAUCUGAUAAAGGACUGGCAAGUGUCUCUCAGAGAGGAAUGGAUGACACGGGAGAGUCGAUGAUGAUGACUCCUGAGGAAAAACUUACCCAGUAUGAUAGCAGGGCCCAAGCCUUUGCAGACACUCAACAGUUUGAUGCUUGUAUCCAGGACCUUGUCCGCUGUGUGGCUCUUACAAGACUGGUGUAUGGAGAUGGGCAACUGAAACUAGCCCAAGCCCAUGUCAGACUGGCUAAAGCAUACCUACAGUUUAAAGGCUGGGCAGUGCAGGCCCAGGAGCACUCAGCCAGAGCCAGUGAACUGCUCCCCUUCUGCACCCCCAACUCCACCAGCCGGGAGGACAGGGUCCACAUUCUCACCUGUCUCCUCAACAUAUACCUAACACAGGGAGGCGCCACUCUGCUGCUGGCAAAAUAUCCUUUACCCACAUUGUUUCUGUGAUAAAUAAAAUUUCAUCGGUGAAUACAA